Molecule: messenger RNA, 426 nt
Organism: Sporothrix brasiliensis 5110
Lineage: Eukaryota; Fungi; Ascomycota; Sordariomycetes; Ophiostomatales; Ophiostomataceae
Product: lsm domain containing protein
Exons: 2
Coding region: 1-426 (141 amino acids)
Cellular component (GO): NatC complex
Molecular function (GO): RNA binding
Source: RefSeq, a predicted model, not a curated record
AUGGAGUCACACGAAUCCGUACCUGCGUCUGCGUCUGCGCUGACACCCGCAGCUGCAGCGGCAGCGCCCCCGUCUGCUGCUCAUGAGGCAGCCAUCCGAGAAGAGUCCAGGGUCUACCUGCAGUCGCUUCUCAAUAAGCAUCUACUUGUGCACACGACAGACGGCCGCAUGUUCCGUGGCGAGUUCAAGUGCACCGAUCCCGAUUGUAACAUCGUGCUGGCGCAUGCAACCGAGUACCGGCAGCCGACGGCCCGGCAGCGGGCCCAGUACGCUGCACAGCAGGCCGCGGCGGGUCAGAGCAGCAGGGCCGUGAUGAACAUGACGUCGCGGUACCUGGGGCUGAUUGUUACGCCGGGGCACCAUAUUGUGAAGAUUGAGGUGGAAGAGUUUACGAGCCAAUUGAAGCGGCCACCAAGGCCGUUUUGA